Molecule: messenger RNA, 836 nt
Organism: Cyprinodon tularosa
Lineage: Eukaryota; Metazoa; Chordata; Actinopteri; Cyprinodontiformes; Cyprinodontidae
Gene: org
Product: oogenesis-related gene
Exons: 6
Coding region: 112-765 (217 amino acids)
Source: RefSeq, a predicted model, not a curated record
UUGGCCACUUCGUUGUAAUGGUGGAGUACAUUUUGAGUCCCAAACCAGGCGGUGAUUAACGCCUCCUCCUCGCUGCAGACCCAUCAAGUCCAGGGCUGACCCAGCAGUACCAUGACCCGUGAAACCCCCAGAGAAGCUGUGGAGCAGCCUGUGGACAACGAGGGCAGAGUAGUGAGGAGAGACGGCGUCCUCCGCUCCUUUGUUCGCGGCCUCUUCUGGCCUUUCAGUCUCGCGUUGAGGUCCUUCCGAGGAUUUUGGUGGAUGCUUAGCAGAUCUCCGCCUGAAGACGCACCCACCUCCAUCUCCGUGGUUUCCAGCCCCGUGCGCCAAAACCUCACCGGCCGGAAGCGCCUCUACAGGGUCACCCGGCUGCUGCUGCGCAUCCUGCCCUCCUGGGCGCAGGCCGCCCUGGGCUACCCGGUGUCUAGCAGCGUUGGGUGCUCUCUGUCCCCAGAGAUCAGUGUUUCACCCACUAAACCACAUGGAAAGGGCAGCAAGAGAAAACAAGAUGAGCUUGAUGAUGAUGAGGAGGAGGAUCAUCCAUCUUGGGUGGAGGUGCUUUCUAAGGAACUUCCAGAUGAUGAAGGCCAAGAGGAAGAUCCUGACUAUGAGGUCAGCACCGAGGAGGAAGACAGUGAGGAAUAUGCCUCAAAGGCCGACACAGAGAGUGAUCUUGAAAUUACAGAAGGUCGCGUCGUUAUUCGUGACGUGAACACGGAUGUUGCUGUCCCGAUGCCAGCUGAAGAGUCUACAGCUGCUGUUUAAACUUUCUCUAUUGCUGUAAUUUUUGUAUGUUUAUAUAUUCAAUAAAACUUUAAUGUGCUGUUUUGUCACCA